This is a messenger RNA of Abrus precatorius (Indian licorice), 1586 nucleotides long. RefSeq lists its product as uncharacterized. Bases 320 to 1105 code for a protein of 261 amino acids. The transcript is spliced from 2 exons. The record is from RefSeq and is a predicted model, not a curated record. Lineage: Eukaryota; Viridiplantae; Streptophyta; Magnoliopsida; Fabales; Fabaceae.
AGAUCUAACUUGUUCUAGCAUAUGAUUUGACAUGCAUAGAGCAUCGUAUUCUUGCUUUUGAAGCAUGGGCAGAACAGUCAUUUUAGGAGUAUAGAAGUUGUGGAGUUUUAGAAUCCAUGUCCCAUGUCCAUGGUGACCACAUCCUUAGUUGUCUAAGGUUGUCCCACACACUUCACGUUCAUUUGCCAUCACUUGCUUCUCUACUCUUUCCUUUCAUCACCAACACACCUGCCGACAAGCCACCACCUCCAUUGAAUCACCAAGUGUUAAGCUUUUUCAUACCCAAAAUCUCUCUCACACAUACACACAAACACAAGCAAUGGAAGACAAAAUCUGUGUAUGCAUUAUAGGGGAAAUGGAUAGACUUUGGUUUCACCAAGUCAUUCUUUUCUCAGAACCACAAGCAUCAGUUUUUUCCUUACCAACUCCACCAGAUGAAGAAAAAACUGUUCUCUUAUCAGAAUCUGUGUCUCGUUCUUCAUCCAUUCUUUCUUCACCACCUCCACCAGAUGAAGAAACUUCAAAUGAUGAAUCACCUUCUUCAGAGAAACAACUCUCAUCAGAGUCAAUCUCUGUACCUCUUCAGGAUGGUUCAAUCAAAAAUGAAGAAGAAACCAAGGAAAGAUUCGCUAGAAUGAACCAUUUUGGUAACAAAAUUCGUUCACAUUCAUCCUCACCAUCAACUCAAAACCAUCGCAGAAAAUUUAGGAAACCAGCUACGUGUGCAUGGAAACUGCAGAAGUCCAUGAGCUGCAAAACACUUGGGGAACUAGAACUUGAUGAAGUAAAGGGUUUUAUGGAUCUUGGUUUCAUAUUCAACAGAGAAAAUCUAAACCCAAGAAUGAUGAGCGUUGUCCCUGGCUUGCAGAGACUUGGUUUACACCAUAAUAAACAACAAAUGGAUGCCACAGAAACGAAUCAUAUUGAGGCAAAGGAAGAAAAGAGAGACAUCAUGAGACCAUAUUUAUCAGAAGCAUGGCUUAUAAGGAGACCCGAUUCACCUCUACUAAAUUUAAAAUUUCCCAAACAUUGUUCAUCUGCCAAUAUGAAGAAACAUCUUCGGUUCUGGGCUAAAAUUGUUGCCUCAGAAAUCCACCAAGAAUGAGUUAUGGCCAAUACUCAAACAUAGAGCAAGAAUGGUUUCAAUUCAACAUAUGAUAUAGUUAGUCAUAGCUAAAUAAUUGUAUGAUAUAAAAAAUAAAGAAGCUUUUAAGCAUAUUAUAAGAGAGAUGGUGCAAAUCAGCAAAUGUGAUUUAUGGUUUCACCAAUCGCUUAUCACUCUUUUUGUCUUGUAGGCAAUAAAAGGGAAGGGUUAGGAAGGUUCUUAUUGGAAUGAAAUGCGGGGGCUUAGUUAAUGAGUAUGUUGUCGUAAGGAAUACAAGUUAGGUAGAUAAGGCAGGAAGAAGAUAAACACAAAGGACUAAAGAGGGACCUACUAUGAUGUGUUGCCUUUCAAGUGGGGUUUCAACUAUGCAUAAGAAAUGGAGAUACUGCUCCAUUGUUUUUUGUUCACAUAUAUGACCAGAGAAAUCGUUAUUCAUGUCUUGGCUUCUUUGUUCUCAUUAUAUCAAUGGAACAAUGAUUUU